Trichoderma harzianum CBS 226.95 is the source of this 1792-nucleotide messenger RNA. RefSeq lists its product as hypothetical. Gene Ontology annotation, molecular function: zinc ion binding; DNA-binding transcription factor activity, RNA polymerase II-specific. The transcript has a single exon. Bases 1 to 1740 code for a protein of 579 amino acids. Gene Ontology annotation, biological process: regulation of DNA-templated transcription. NCBI's taxonomy places the organism in Eukaryota, Fungi, Ascomycota, Sordariomycetes, Hypocreales, Hypocreaceae. The record is from RefSeq and is a predicted model, not a curated record.
AUGCUUACGGAUCUAAACGCCUGUAUCCAAAAUGAAAACACUUCGAGUCCACCACUGCAGCACACGAGCCCCCGAAGUCGUGUUCGUACUGGAUGCCUCAUCUGCCGGGCUAGGAAGAUAAAAUGUGAUGAGCAGCGGCCGAAUUGCCAGAGAUGCUCAAAGGCCAAGAGGAAAUGCGUAUACAAGCGGAGGCCACCUCUGAUGCCCUUACAACCAGCGCCGCCAAACAUCGACAAUCAGCAGCACAAGAAUUCAUCCAGCAAUCCGUCCAUUUCUUCACAGCGGAGUCGGACUGGAGAUAACAUUAUUCAUGGCCAUUUAUUGCCUCCUGAUUCUACCUGCGAUACGAGAGAAGCGGCAAUCUUCAAUACUGCUGGUGGUAUGACGUGCAGUAACCAUGAAGACAUCACCAACUUCCAUCAAGAGUCAAGCUCGGAGAAUGCAGACUCACCAUCCGCUCGAUUCUACACUACUUCCUUACAAAUCUAUGUUACUACAGCUAUUGAUUUGUUUUACCCUUCUGGGAUAACAUCUCGAUCAUCCUCAUAUUUCAUUGACCAAGUGGAUUCUCCUACAAUUUCAGCCUUUGACUAUUUAAAUUGGAACAAGAUAAAGCUCCAUAUCGUACAACUAGGUACCCAGGACCCGUCAGUAGCUGCAGCUAUUGAAGCCGUUCAAGGCAUAUACAGAGCCCAGGUGAACCGAUUAGCCAUGUUUCACGCUACCUCGGAAUAUCAAGCUCGUCUUGCCACUUUUGAACCCCUGGUCGCCGAUGAGAAAAUUGACUCCGACACUAUUCUGGCCAUCUCACUGCUUCUCUGUCUAUGCGAGGUUAUUUUGCCCAAUGAAGAUGGCUCUUCUUUAAGUGCAUUUGGCCCAGCAUUUGAGGCUAGAUUAACCAUUUGGCUAUUGAAUACCGAUCGGUCCCCUAUGUCCUUACGGAUAUGCGCCUGGCUACAGCUCUUACACGUCGCUACCAAACGAUCGGGGUCCUGCGGCUUAAUACCAGAAACAACGUUCGAUCUCAUAAGCAACCAUAUUACCGAGGUUCCCAAUCUCCCUCCAUUAAGCAACAGCCCCGAUUCAACAAGUGCCAUGUACGACAUCAUAAGUGCUCCGAUAUUUUCUUUUUAUCUGCAACUUCAAAGAAUUUCGAAUGAAAUACAAGAUCUUAGUCACUAUCGUCGAUCAAGGAUCACCCCAGAAGAUCAAGAAGAAGUUACUGAAAUCGUGGCCAACCUGAACAAUACUCUGUCAACUCUAUGGAUUGCCCGCCCGAGCCCACUACAAUUCCAGCCAGGCCAGCUGCGGGAGAACUUCUGUCCAAUGAUUGCAGAACCUCUUAUUGCUCUAGUAGGAAUUUGUACAGCGGCAUAUUAUGGGGAAGUAGUUGGUCUUAGGCGCACACUCGGUGAUGAUCCAUUUCCUUCUCCAGAGUCUCAGCAACCCAUGAGCCGAAUUCGGGAUAUUAUUGAAGGAGAAUGGAAUGCUUUAAGUAAAGGCGCUCUUAAUCCAGGAUACAUACGGCCUCUCUUCUUGUAUUGUAUCGAAAAUCUUGAACAGGAUAAGACAGAAUGGGCAGUGGCUCGCCUGAGGCAAGUUCAGAGUCCUAUAAGUAGAAGUGAAUUUAUCGCAGCUUUGGGAGAGGCACUCGGUAGAGAGCAAAGAACGGAAAAGAGAAGGGUGGCCACAAAGUACUUUUGCAAUGGGGCCUUUAAUGCGAUGGUUCCACGCAUGUAACAAAUAUUUCCUGGGCAGCACUAUUAGAAGCAGCAGGAUUAGAAGAAGCUGC